Hippocampus comes (tiger tail seahorse) is the source of this 4646-nucleotide messenger RNA. Its product is annotated as liprin-alpha-3-like. Gene Ontology annotation, cellular component: presynaptic active zone. NCBI's taxonomy places the organism in Eukaryota, Metazoa, Chordata, Actinopteri, Syngnathiformes, Syngnathidae. The record is from RefSeq and is a predicted model, not a curated record. Gene Ontology annotation, molecular function: protein binding. The transcript is spliced from 29 exons. The coding region runs from base 29 to 3592 and encodes 1187 amino acids. Gene Ontology annotation, biological process: synapse organization.
UGGACUUGGCGGAGGUAUCGGAGGUGGCAUGGGCAGCUAUGCUAGCCGGGAUCCCGGGAGGGGUGGCGGAGAUGAAGGAGGCAGCACGGGCAACCUGGAGUCUCUGAUGGUCAACAUGCUGACGGAGAGGGAGAGGCUGCUGGACAACCUGAGGGAGACGCAGGAGAGUCUGGCCACGGCGCAGCUGCGCCUGCGAGAGCUCAGCCAUGAGAAGGAGUCUCUUCAGAGGCAACUCUCCAUCGCCCUGCCGCAGGAGUUUGCCGUGUUGACGAAAGAGCUCAACGUUUGCCGGGAGCAGCUUCUGGAGAGGGAGGAGGAGAUUGCUGAGCUCAAGGCGGAGAGAAACAACACGCGUUUGCUGCUGGAGCACCUGGAAUGCUUAGUGUCACGUCACGAGCGCAGUUUGAGGAUGACUGUGGUCAAGAGGCAAGCCCAGUCGCCGGCGGGGGUCUCCAGUGAGGUGGAAGUCCUCAAGGCCCUCAAGUCUCUCUUUGAGCACCACAAGGCUUUGGAUGAGAAGGUUAGAGAGCGUCUCCGAGUGGCCCUCGAGAGGGUGUCCAUGUUGGAGGAUCAACUAGCAGCGUCUUCUCAAGAGGUAAUCUCUUUAAGAGACCAAAUUAAAAGGCGUCAACAAGGGGUGGACGGCGGGAAAGAUCGACUGCCCAACGGACCCGCGUCGGGCCUAGAGGACGGCGAGCUGGAGAGGCAGCGGGAGGUCGAAAUAGAGCGUCAGAGAGCCGAACUGUCCCAGCUAAGAGAGAGGCUGGCCCUCAUGUGCCGGCAGGUUGGGGAAAUAGAGGAGCAGCUUGCGGGCGCCAGGAGGGAGGUGACCAAGUCGGAGGAGGCCAAUCAGAAGCUCCAACGGGAAGUCAAAGAGGCCCUUUGCCAAAGGGAGGACAUGGAGGAAAGGAUUACCACACUGGAACGCAGGUACCUGAGUGCCCAAAGGGAGGCCACUUCCCUCCACGACAUCAAGGACAAGCUGGAAAACGAGCUGGCCAGCAAGGAGUCCCUCCAUAGGCAAAGUGAAGAGAAGAACCGACAACUGCAGGAGCGUCUGGAUGAAGCCAAGCAGAAGCUCCAGCAAACCCUGCAAAGAGCCGAGACGCUGCCCGAGAUCGAAGCGCAGCUCGCGCAGAGGGUCGCUGCGCUCAACAAGGCGGAGGAGCGCCACGGUAACUUUGAGGAGCGACUACGGCAAAUGGAAGCUCACCUCGAAGAGAAGAACCAAGAGCUACAAAGAGCGAGGCAGAGGGAAAAAAUGAAUGACGAACACAACAAACGGCUCUCAGAUACCGUCGACAAACUUCUGUCCGAGUCCAACGAGAGACUGCAGCUGCAUCUGAAAGAGAGGAUGGCAGCGCUGGAAGAAAAGAAUGCUCUCUCAGAAGAACUGGCCAAUAUGAAGAAAAUCCAGGAUGACCUUCUGGCGAAUAAGGAGCAGCUCCUUGCUGAGCUGGAGCGGAUCCAACUGGAACUGGACCAGCUGAGGGGCCGGCCUGGCUCAUCUUAUUCCAGGGCGGGCAGCGUGAGCUCCCUUCCAUCCACCUUGUUUCGAAGAUCUCUUCCGGGGAGCGCCUCGGAGCUGCGCUACCCCCAGGGCGGGGGCUCCCUGCCGGCCGGCUACAGCAGCUCCUCCGGCGGGGCGGUGGUCAGGCGCACUCACUGCGGCCGCUGGGGGCAAGCUAGGGACGACUGUAACAAGUACGGCGAAUGGGACGCCGGCACCGCGAUGGGUCCAGGCUUUGAGGGCGUGGAGGGCGUGGGCUCUGAUGACGAAGAUGACAGGGAGACUCUCUUUGGCUCGGAGCUGCUAUCUCCGAGCGGCGGGCAGACAGAUGUCCAGACUUUGGCCAUUAUGCUCCAGGAGCAACUGGAGGCCAUCAACAAGGAGAUCAAGCUCAUCCAGGAGGAGAAGGAGAGCACCGAGUUGAGGGCGGAGGAGAUCGAGAGUCGGGUGAGCAGCGUGGCCCUAGACGCGCCCUCUUCACUCGGAGGACGGGACAGUGUCGGUCGGGGAUACAUGACGCCCUCCAUCACAUCCUCCACGCUGGCGUCUCCCUCACCGCCGAGCUCUGGCCGCUCCACCCCCUGCCUGCCGCAUUCUCCCGCCAGGGAGAACGAGCGACAGAACAGCAAAGAGGGCGAAGAAUGCCGAGCGCUAGCCGUGAUCGAUUCCCACCCUCCCGCUGUCCCUCGAGCGCUGCGACUGGAGCGAAUGACGCACACUCACCCGGGAGCGGGCCUCGACGAUCACCGGGAAUUUCGCAGUCUAUCGGCCGACGGGGCCAUCACCGCCAGCCAGGAUUCCCUCCACAAAGCCAGCAAAAAGAAAAGCAUCAAGUCCUCCAUCGGCCGUCUCUUUGGGAAAAAGGAAAAGGGGAGGAUGGGUGCGCCUGGACGCGAGUCCCCCUCUUUGGCCUCAACACCGUCAGACGACUUGGGCCCAGCAGACCCGUUGGCACUGGCUAAACUCGGUACUGGGACAGUAGAAAAAGACCGUCGAAGCAAAAAGAAGCAUGACCUGCUUGAGGAGGCUUGUCGUCAGGGUUUGCCUUUUGCCUCAUGGGAUGGUCCAACGGUUGUCACGUGGCUUGAGUUGUGGGUAGGAAUGCCGGCAUGGUACGUUGCAGCGUGCCGCGCCAACGUGAAGAGCGGCGCCAUCAUGGCCAACCUAUCGGACACGGAGAUCCAGCGGGAGAUUGGCAUCAGCAACCCGCUGCACAGGCUCAAACUCCGCCUGGCCAUCCAGGAAAUGGUUUCCCUCACCAGCCCGUCUGCGCCGGCGAGCACGCGCUCCUCGACCAGCAAUAUCUGGAUGACACAUGCAGAAAUGGAGUCACUCGCUGCUGCCACGAAACCAGAGCAGAAAGAGUUCAGCUGGGAUCAGAUCCUGGCUUACGGUGAUAUGAACCACGAAUGGGUAGGAAAUGAGUGGCUGCCCAGUUUAGGUUUGCCCCAGUAUCGCUCCUACUUCAUGGAGUCACUGGUGGACGCCCGGAUGCUCGAUCACCUCACCAAGAAGGAGUUGAGGGGCCAGCUUAAGAUGGUGGACAGUUUCCACAGGGUGAGCCUUCACUAUGGCAUCAUGUGCCUGAAGCGCUUGAACUACGACCGCAAGGAGCUGGAGAGGCGGAGGGAGGAGAGUCAGCAUCGGCACCAAGACGUGAUGGUGUGGUCCAACGAGCGCGUGAUGUGCUGGGUGCAGUCCGUCGGCCUCAAAGAGUUUGCAGACAAUCUGUUAGAAAGCGGAGUUCACGGGGCCCUGCUGGCUCUCGACGACACCUUUGACUACACCGACUUGGCCCUUCUCCUCCAGAUACCCAAUCAGAACACGCAGGCAAGGCAGCUCUUGGAAAAGGAGUACAAUGCUCUCAUCUCCAUGGGAACGGAGAGGAGGCCAGAGGAGGUACUGCCCGUAGCAGACUCACGACGGCACCAAACCUUUCACGCGCUCACCCUCGUGGAGAAAGAUGUUCCGGGAGAAAGACCUCCGAGGCGUGACCUCCGACUCUUCGGAAACGCUCCCGGCCAACUUCCGCGCCUCCGCGAUCUCCACCCCUUCGGUCACCCUGAGGAAAGUCCAGAGUGAAGUGAACUCGGGUCAAAGAGGGGAGUCGGCCUCGGUGAGGACAUAUUCCUGCUGAGGACAAAAGCACAUGAGGUGAGAGCACUUUUCCCGUCGUCAUCCCCGACGGAGGCCAAGCUUACACUGCGGCGCGUCCCCAGCCCAUCACUUUGCAGACCUCCACCACCAUCCCGACCUGAGGAAAGAGACAGAAAGCGGUGGUGGACGACAUCAGAGUCGUCGGACAUCUCCAAGACGCUUGAGCGAGCGGGCUCAAGAUCAUUCUCGUGAACGGAUGGACGCCUUUGCAGUCAUCGCCGUCUUUUUCUCUCAAUCCAUUGUUGUGGCAUGAUGCUGAUGUUUGAUUCUGUCGAAAGCGACCAACGCCUGUUGUGACUUCCACUUCUGUUUUUUUGGAGUGUGCAAUGGCAACACUGACACACUGAACUCAUCGUUUUGUGCGGGAAAAUCCACUCACAUUCUUUGGGGCGAAUUGCAGAACAAGUUGAUCAACAAGAAGCAACUGUUAGGAAGUUGACAGUGUAGUGCGUUUUUUUUUAAUUUUUUGGGUGGUAAAACGUAUGUUCCGAAGCCAUAAAUUAUCGGUGAGAGGCACAAAUGUGAGCGGGACAGACAACGAAAUCAUGAGCAAAGUGCGGAAAAUAAGAGGUGACGCAUUUGUGUUCGUAUGCAUGCCAAAAUCAACCAUUUUAGAGUUUGUCAUCUAAUGAUGUGGAAGCUUGGAUGUAAGAACUUUGUAAAACGUGUGCAUUUUUUUUUUAAUGACAAUUGUUAUUGUAUGUAUGUACAGUAUGUGUGCGUAUAAACCGAUAUGUUCAUUUCAUACUUUUCAGAUGGAUGGUAACUUCAUUUGAGUUUCAAAACAUAGCGUUUUAAAAUGAUGGACAGUCAAGAUAUGCUACUUGUAUGUGUACAUUUUGGAAAAACAAAUUGUCUUAUGGGUUUUACUGGAGAAUAGUGAUGGUAAUUGAAUAUUACAUGAAACAAAUCAUGAAAAUGAUUGUAAAAGCUGUAAUUAAAACAAACAAACAAACAAAAAUGUACGAGGCUUCUGAAA